Molecule: messenger RNA, 2052 nt
Organism: Letharia columbiana
Lineage: Eukaryota; Fungi; Ascomycota; Lecanoromycetes; Lecanorales; Parmeliaceae
Exons: 3
Coding region: 1-2052 (683 amino acids)
Cellular component (GO): mitochondrion
Source: RefSeq, a predicted model, not a curated record
AUGAGAACAGCUUUUGCGCUUGGCCGACUAUGCCUUCGCCAAAAGCCCAACCGUCUCAUAGCAUCCAUUGCGCGCCAUGAAAGGCAUUACUCGAUUCUUACACCAUGGCCCGUAUUCCGCAGACCUCCAAAACCGCCAAAAGGCAGGAUACUCAUUUGGAGCUUGCUGUCGCCGGCCGCUUUUGUGGCAUUGAGUGAGGAGGACACUGGAGAUGGCAAGACACCAGAAGAACACAUGCUGGAGGCCUCGAGGGCAGAGAUCGCAAAAGAAAUUCCAGAGGAUGUGCAUGGUCUCCGAAGAGUGUGGAAAGCAAUAUACCUAUUCGUGGACACUUUGAUCGUCGAGCCAAUAGCGACAACUUUCCGGUUCCUGCACCUUGUCAUAAUAUUCGUGCCAGUAAUAGGGACUAUGCCGUUGAUUUGGCUGGGUAGGAGGCAGAAGAACCGCGACAGUGAGCGCUCUGGCACGCUUUGGUGGUACUCCUUCCUGGUCCGGUCAAUGGAGCGGGCGGGUCCAGCUUUUAUCAAGCUUGGUCAAUGGGCAGCUUCAAGAUCAGACAUAUUCCCUCAAGAAAUGUGCAACACCAUGUCGUCUCUCCAUUCCAAUGCUCCAGCGCAUUCCCUGAAGUAUACGAAGCAGUCAAUAAUGAGAGCUUUCGACGGCCGGCCAUUCGAGGAAAUCUUCGACGAGUUUGAAGAGAAGCCCCUCGGAGUUGGAGCGAUAGCACAAGUCUACAAGGCGAAGCUGAAGCCAGAGCUUACGACUCCCGGUGAUACCGAUCUCGAACCGCAGCAACGUAACAUCAGUCAGCGGAUGAGGAAGAACGUAGACAUGUUGGUAAAAUCCACACCACAAAGGACGCCAUCAUCCUACGUUGCAAUCAAAGUGCUCCACCCAAAAGUUGAGAGAAUGGUGCGACGAGAUCUUCGAAUCAUGGGUAUCUUCGCUGCGGUUCUGAACGCAAUUCCAACAAUGGAAUGGCUCUCACUGCCUGACGAGGUAGAACAAUUCGGUGAAAUGAUGCGCUUGCAACUCGAUCUCCGCAUCGAGUCUGCAAAUCUGAUCAUGUUUCGUAAGAAAUUUAAGGAUCGAACUACAGCAUGGUUUCCCUUCCCCUACGCGGAGCACUCAACUCGUCAAGUUUUGGUAGAAGAGUUUGCCCAAGGAAUACCCCUUGCAGCCUUCCUCGAAGAUGGCGGUGGUGUCUUCCAACAAGAAAUAGCAGAUGAAGGUCUCGAUGCGUUCUUGCAUAUGCUGCUAAUAGACAACUUCGUCCAUGCAGAUCUCCACCCAGGCAACAUCAUGGUGCGCUUCUACAAGCCUGAACGAAUAGACCUGUCUCUAGGCCGCCAUAAGCAAUCAGACUCCCCUGCACACUCUACAGAUGUCACGGAAGAAGUCCUCCAACAGCUGCGCCCUCACCGCCACCAUCCCGAAGAAUGGAACGCCGAGCUCAAUAAAAUCGACAAAGAAGGCUACCGUCCGCAGCUCAUCUUCAUCGACACAGGUCUCGUCACAGCUUUAAAUGCCACAAACCGCAAAAACUUCCUUGAUCUUUUCAAAGCCGUUGCUGAAUUCGACGGCUACCGAGCCGGUCACUUGAUGGUAGAGCGAUGUCGGCAACCAGACGCCGUGAUUGACGAAGAGGUGUUCGCGCUGAAAAUGCAGCACUUGGUGCUCGGCGUGAAGAGUAGGACCUUUGCAUUAGGCAACAUCAAGAUCGGCGACGUCCUGAACGAAGUCUUGAGCAUGGUCCGAGGCCACCAUGUGCGCAUGGAAGGCGACUUCGUGAACGUGGUCAUCAGCAUUCUCCUUCUCGAGGGCAUCGGGAGGAGUCUCGAUCCCAACCUCGAUCUGUUCAAGAGCGCUCUCCCGAUCCUCCGCCAACUCGGCGCCCAAGGCGGCGGCACUUCUCUCCUCAAAAGCGUACGCGAGGGCGACACAUCCAUGCUCAAAGUAUGGCUCGGUCUUGAGAUACGAAAGUACCUGCAAGCUUCCGCCGACCAGGUGGAAUCGUGCGUCAAAUACGAUCAACUCAGUCCGAAUAUUUGA